Molecule: messenger RNA, 621 nt
Organism: Penicillium mononematosum
Lineage: Eukaryota; Fungi; Ascomycota; Eurotiomycetes; Eurotiales; Aspergillaceae
Exons: 1
Coding region: 1-621 (206 amino acids)
Source: RefSeq, a predicted model, not a curated record
AUGCCAAAGCCAUCUAGACUCCAGGGUCUGAAUAUCCCUGUUAACACUGACGAAAACUGGGAUGCAGAUGACGAGGACUGUGGUUCUGACACCACGUUUGAUUCCUUUGACUCUGUGCCGCUGUCGCUGGCACUAGGAUUAAAAAAUGACGACAAAGGCCCAUUCGAGAAAUCCUUAUUCCAUUUCAGCGUCCACCGCGAAGAGUCUAACUUACUAGGCGCACCGGGUAAGUCUGAUGGCUGGAUUAGCAUCUCUCAUUUUCUCUGGACCAUGUGUGCUACACUCGCGGAUGCAGGCACUGAUCUGGAGUGGACAGCGACAUUCGAACAAUGGCGACCCCAGUGGAACGAAAUCCAGAUGCAGGUGAAGAGGUUCGGAUAUACUCAGUUUUCUUCUGAGAUCGCUCCUGCGCCAGUUGAUCUUGCUUUGGUCCGAUUCUUCGGAUUCGGAGUUGACGAGGAACACAGAGAGUUUGAGAUUGAACAGGAGGGUCCGGGUAGUGGCGCUGAUUGUCAGGAUAUUUGGACUCUCUGGCGAUACAUCAUUGAGACUCCUGCGAAUCAGAUUAGAGAGUUCCGUGUUUGUCUCAGGGAUACUGCGAGACUUGUUGGCCCUCAGUGA